AUGAACACACCUGGUGGCUCCUCAUUGCGACCAGCUUGGUCCAAGGGAGCAGGAGGUGGAGGAGGUCGAGGAUUUCAACCUCCUCCCACAAUUUCUGCCGACCGUAGCGAUCAGCCGAGGUCAUCAUCUUGGGGAAGUCAGGAACGGGGCGACAACAACAAGUUCUCCGCCUUGCAAGACGAGGAGGAUGAAAUAGCAGGAAGUGGGCAGAGAGAAGUUGGUGUUCCGAGAGGAGAAGCAUUCCGCACUAGUUUUAGUCGGUCUUCUUCCGGCCCUAAACCAUCUGGCAGAUCUUUGGCUGAUUUGGCGGCGCAAGUUCCUGAAAACUCACCUGCUGGCCGAAGGCAUAUCUCAAACUACGAGUCACGAUCUGCCGGAGGCUCUGGCCGAUUUUCAGGCUUGCGCUCUGGGGAUCACGGAAACCCGGGAACACCUGUCUCGACGGACAGCUAUAAGCCCGACCCAAAAGUUAUUCGGUACACAAGAGAGAAACUGCUCUCGAUGAGGCCCCCAUCUCAUUUGGGAGACCAGUCGCUACCUGCUACCUUGUGUCAUUUGGAAGGCUCGGCAGUUCUCUCCAAAGCUCCACAAGACCCAGUUUGCUGGGACAGCUUGGAUGCUGAAGCGAUCUGGGAGGCCAUCCGUGAUCGUCGAGUGCCAGCAGGUGGAAAAGCCGCUGGUGUUCCCUCUCGUGGACUCAAUGAGGCCGUUGACGAGCCUCGUCGAAGAAAUACCGCGGGAGGACGAUGGCAGCGCGGUGUUGCUCUUCCACCUCCCGAUGAAGGUGGAAGGCGCAAAGACAAGGAUGCCGAAAGUCCUGAUGAGUUGUGGGAUGAUCCUAUGGGAGGUGCAACGGGAGCAGCGUCAGAUUUUAGCGCAUUCGGAGCUAUACCGGACGAUGAUGCAUUUGAUUUCGAGAAAAUGGCAGAGGCCUCAAAGAAAUUGGAAGAAGAGUUGCACGGACCAAAGAACCCGAGUGACGAUGAUAUCCAGCAUCAGUCGAUUAAGGUAGAUCCGAGCCGUCCACUCGCGAGUGUUGGCAUGACUCUCGCUUCUGGAUCUGGAAAUGAUGUGAAUGUGUUUGAGGAUUUUGACUCUCCGAGUGAAAAUGAAGCAGCAGUUGAUGCAGCAGCUGCGACGGUACGGGGAGGCCAAGAGAAUCCAAAUGCCAGUUCUCGCCUCAUGAAAAUGAUCGGAGUAACGAGAGAUGCACCAGAAAAUGAUAACAGCAAUGGUCAGCAAAUCUCGAACCCAUGGGGAACUUCUGAAAACCUCGCACCAAAUCCUACAGGCCUGGACCCCUUGAUGAGCAUUGGUGGGGCUACGACAAUUCCUCUCAAUCCUUGGGGCAUCCAGGUCCCAGCACAGCAAGGAGAGGCAAAUGCAAAUCUGAGCAUAUCACCCCAACUCAGUUCGUUUCCUGGAGAGCAGAGGCUACGCGACGAGCAGGCAGAGAAACGGUCACAUGAAGCUGGGAUGUUUCGCCGACAGAAGGAAGAAGAAGCACAACGUCGAGCUCAAGCACAGAAGCAGGCAGAAGAGCAAGCUCUUCGGCAUGCUCGUGCAAGUGCACUCCAACAGCAAGCUGCAUCGCAGCAAUCGCAAGUGGAACUAGUUUUGAUGGAACGCAUUUGCACAAUUCUUGAAAAUUCUUGGGGACGGUCUGAUCUGGUUUCAAUUUUAACUACAUUGCAUUCUGAAGACUCGCGAGUGAUCCCGCUGCUGGGACAUGUUGAUGCACUAAGAGCUUUGAUUGCUCGGAGUCCGCGUAGAGUUUCGCUCCAUCGGGACCCAAGUUUCGGUGGAGAUAUAGCUGUGUUAGCGAUGACGAAUUCCCAGUGGCAACAACAUCAGCAGCAGCUCCAAGCCCGUCUGGAGCAGGAAGAAAUGGAGAGGCGGCAACUAGAGGAAGCUGAGAAAAGUCGUGUUCCUGUGAAAACCAAGAUUGACCAUCAGGCUCCAUGGUUUUAUUCUGAUCCACAAAACAAUGUACAGGGUCCAUUCCGAGGAGAUGAAAUGCGGCAAUGGCUGGAGGCGGGUUACUUCAAGGGAGAUCUACCAAUCAGUCAAAAUCCACAGGGCCCCUUUCUUCCCCUUUCUACUUUGUUUCCUGACUUGUCGGUAGCAUUUAGAGCAGCAGUGCAAGAAGUUGAAAAUAUCGGCGUUAUGCUUGCGGAAUCGAAAACUGCGAUUGCAGAAAUUUCGGAUGAUAUACAGCCCGAUCUUUCGAACGGAGGAUCAGAUCAGCCGUUGUUGAUUGAUGGCCAGAGAGAUCGGGGAAUGAUAAAAUCGGCGAAGAGCGACGGAGAAGAAGAGCCGCAAAACGCAGGAAACCAGUCUUCGACUCAGUUGAAGAUGAUCCUGGGGCUUUCCACUGAUACACCUCCUGUCGAAAAUACGAACGAAACGGAACCUCCCGAACCAGAAAACCCAGUUGAAACUCAGACGAGAAGUCUGGGAAUACAUCAAACCAAGGGCUCCAAAAAAGCCGAGUCAGUGAAGGCGGAGACCAAAGCUGAAGAUACUUCACCAGAAAAUCAUAAACAGCCGUCUACUGCUUGGGGUGGAGCAACUACAGCAAAUCCUAAAAAGAGCAUGUCGGAGAUUCAACAAGAAGAGGCUAGAGCUGUGGCGAUGAUGGAACGAAAUAGUGCCCCACGCCAGCAAUCAAGUGGUUGGGCGAAUGUGGCUGCAUCUGGGAAAUCGGGAUGGUCGAGUGGGACGCUGAAGCAAUCAACACCACCCACUGGUAUGGGUCAGAAUGGUCGUCAAGUGCAAGGUCGCGAGAAACUGCACAACCAACCUGGUAACGAAAGAAAGGUCACGCAUGGUUCGCAAAAGCAAGGUUUCGAUUCCGCUCAAUCGUCAACCCCUGCUGAAGAAUUUGGGACAACCAUGUCUCCCGGACUUGAAACAUGGUGCAAAGAACAAAUGCAAAAAAUCAAUGGCGGCGACGACUUGACCUUGGUGGCAUUUUGCAUGACAUUGGAUGAUGCAAACGAGAUACGUCAAUAUCUUACUACAUACCUUGGUUCAACAUCUCAAGUGAAUAAUUUUGCUACGGAAUUUAUCAACAGAAGAGGUCUUGGAAUGAAGCAAGAAGAGUGGGAAACACCUGGAAGUGCGAAGAAAGGUAGAAAGAAGAAGAGUAGCGGACGCUAG
Cylindrotheca closterium is the source of this 3162-nucleotide messenger RNA. Lineage: Eukaryota; Bacillariophyta; Bacillariophyceae; Bacillariales; Bacillariaceae. The record is from the annotation of a GenBank genome assembly.